CUCAUUCUUAAUCUCAGCGCGGCGAAGACGAAUAGAUCUUGUAUUAUGUUGUCACUGUAGCUAUAAUGAUGUUGCACUGGGUGGAUCAUUAGGUCGUGCUCGUCGUGUGAAUAUUUUUAGAUAUGUUGUUGCAUUAUGGGUGAACAUGAAGUAGGUGUGAUGAACAAGUUACUGAUGUGAUGAACAAGUUACUUGAUAUAAUAUUCAUCCCUGUCUUAGACACUUCUAGAUAGUUCUUGAAAUAUGACGGACAAAAUGCCUAGCACAUCGACGUCUUCGUCUCCCGCUGGGCCUGACUCUCAAGAGUCCCAACAGACGAAUACGAGAAAAAAUGGAGGACGAGGAGGUGGUGGCGGUGGUAAAAAUAACAAUAACAAGGGCGGAGUCGCAGCAGGAGGUUCAAAUAUGAAGCAGCAACAAAUGAAUGGUUCUACUUCUACUGGAGGUUCUGGUGCUACGACUGCUUCGUCUAGUGCCCCAGUGCCUACUUCAGGUGCUGGGAGGAAAGGUGGAUCUGGUUCGUCAAUACAAAACGAUAAUAGUUCUUGUAAAGUAGACGUAAGAACAAAUACUAAUACGACAGGAGGAGGUGGUAAAACAAAGCCGGGUGCUGAAGAAGGUGAAUCCUCUUCGCAACCGCUUAGUGGGCAACAGGGUGAGCAAAAUGAUCUGACGUCAGGAGUCUCAGGUGGG
Molecule: messenger RNA, 693 nt
Organism: Amoebophrya sp. A25
Lineage: Eukaryota; Dinophyceae; Syndiniales; Amoebophryaceae
Source: the annotation of a GenBank genome assembly